Aspergillus candidus is the source of this 1113-nucleotide messenger RNA. RefSeq names its product E2 SUMO-conjugating protein UBC9. The coding region runs from base 309 to 782 and encodes 157 amino acids. Lineage: Eukaryota; Fungi; Ascomycota; Eurotiomycetes; Eurotiales; Aspergillaceae. The record is from RefSeq and is a predicted model, not a curated record. Gene Ontology annotation, biological process: protein sumoylation. Gene Ontology annotation, cellular component: nucleus. The transcript is spliced from 5 exons. Gene Ontology annotation, molecular function: SUMO conjugating enzyme activity.
UUUCAAUAUUCACCUUGCAUCUCUCUCAUCUUCAGCUUCAUCGCUGUCUUUGUACAUUUAGGGGCUCUUUCUCUGGCAUCUGGGCGCUAGGACCCUCCUGCUGGUCACUCAAGUUUCUGCAACUACUUUCUUCUCCUCUUAUUCCCUUGUUCUCUCUCGUCUCUCUUCCUCUCUCGGAUCUCUUCCUUCCCGCUUCGUUGUAACGUCAGCUAUCGCACCGCUUGACCUGGAAUAAAUCGACCGUCACCUACUUUUUGAUAUCGUCUUCUCCUGUCGUCGCUGGACAGAAGCUGAUUACUAUAACUACGAUGUCUCUAUGCCAAAACCGCCUCGCGGAGGAGAGGAAGCAGUGGCGACGGGAUCACCCGUUUGGUUUCUACGCGAAACCUCAACGGUCUCCUCAGGGGGUGCUGGACCUCAAGCGCUGGGAGUGCGCCGUGCCGGGUAAACCCAAUACCCUGUGGGACGGGGGCCUGUUCAAGCUGGAAGUCACUUUCCCAGACGAAUACCCCACCAAGCCUCCGAAAUGCAAAUUCGUCCCCCCGCUCUUCCACCCCAACGUCUACCCCUCCGGCACAGUCUGCCUCUCCAUCCUGAACGAGGAAGAAGCAUGGAAGCCCGCAAUCACCAUCAAGCAGAUCCUGCUGGGAAUCCAGGAUCUGCUGGACGACCCGAAUCCCGAGUCCCCCGCGCAGGCCGAGGCGUACAAUCUGUUCAAGAGGGACAAGCCGGCCUACGAGAAGAAAGUGCGGCAGGUUGUGAAGGAUAACCCGCCUGUUUAGAUAUUAUCCUCCUGGCUGGCUGGCUGGUUGUUGAUUCCUAUCUCCCUCUUCGUUUAUUUUAGCAAACCUCAGCGUGGCGUCUUCGAUUUCUAACCAAUUGAUGGGCCAGUGAAUGGCGUUUAAAACAUUUGACGUAUUCUUUCCCCCCUGUUUAUCUUGUUUUCGCGCCGAAAGCAGGCGGUAUUACUCAGUAUUCAAGCUUUCCUUGAUAUUUCCGUCUCCAUGUGGCGUGUGUCCAUGGCGCCCUCCAUAGACAGCUUUAAGUGGGACCAAGCUGGGGAUUGUGGAAGAUUCGAGAGAUAUUGCCACAGUGACUUUAGCAUGAUGAAUC